ACAAGUCUUUCCGCCUCCCCAGCCCGCCUGGGAGCCUGGAGCUGGGAGCUGGAUGACGGUGGCCUGAGCAGCCAGCGCAGCCGCGCGAGCCCGGAGCCCCUGCCCCUUCCUGCACCGCCGAGCCCGCCGGGAGGACCGGGAAAGCCGCCGCCGCCGACCGGCCAUGCCCGCCCCUCCCAGCCCCCCGCGGGGCCCGACCCCGCUGCCGAGGCUGGCCUCCUCCGUCCCGAUGUAGCGAGUUCCGGAUCGCAGCCUCCCCGCGUCUCUCGCGCUCUGCGGAUUUCUCCUGCCGGCUCUCCGCGGCCCCGACCCGGGGGCUGGCCGAGGGGCCUGCAGGCUCUGGAGCCCUGAUGCCUCCAAGCGUCCUCUCCUGAGACGCCACCGCCGCCGCCACCCGGGCUUGGGGGCAGGGAACGCGGACGGACGCGGGCCAGUGCCAGCCCAGAGGGCCCGAAGGCCGGGGCCCACCAUGGCCCAAGCCCUGCCCUGGCUCCUGCUGUGGAUGGGCUCGGGCGUGCUGCCCGCCCAGGGCACCCAGCUCGGCAUCCGGCUGCCCCUGCGCAGCGGCCUGGGGGGCGCCCCCCUGGGGCUGCGGCUGCCCCGGGAGACCGACGAGGAGCCCGAGGAGCCCGGCCGGAGGGGCAGCUUUGUGGAGAUGGUGGACAACCUGAGGGGCAAGUCGGGUCAGGGCUACUACGUGGAGAUGACCGUGGGCAGCCCCCCGCAGACGCUCAACAUCCUGGUGGACACGGGCAGCAGUAACUUUGCAGUGGGGGCUGCCCCCCACCCUUUCCUGCAUCGCUACUACCAGAGGCAGCUGUCCAGCACAUACCGGGACCUCCGGAAGGGCGUGUAUGUGCCCUACACCCAGGGCAAGUGGGAAGGGGAGCUGGGCACCGACCUGGUGAGCAUCCCCCAUGGCCCCAACGUCACUGUGCGUGCCAACAUCGCUGCCAUCACUGAAUCAGACAAGUUCUUCAUCAAUGGCUCCAACUGGGAGGGCAUCCUGGGGCUGGCCUACGCUGAGAUUGCCAGGCCCGACGACUCCCUGGAGCCCUUCUUUGACUCCCUGGUAAAGCAGACCCACGUUCCCAACCUCUUCUCCCUGCAGCUUUGUGGUGCUGGCUUCCCCCUCAAUCAGUCAGAAGUAUUGGCUUCAGUUGGAGGGAGCAUGAUCAUCGGGGGUAUCGACCACUCACUGUACACGGGCAGUCUCUGGUAUACACCCAUUCGGCGGGAGUGGUAUUAUGAGGUAAUCAUUGUACGGGUGGAGAUCAAUGGACAAGAUCUGAAAAUGGACUGCAAGGAGUACAACUAUGACAAAAGCAUCGUGGACAGUGGCACCACCAACCUUCGUCUGCCCAAGAAAGUAUUUGAAGCUGCAGUCAAAUCCAUCAAGGCAGCCUCCUCGACGGAGAAGUUCCCCGAUGGGUUCUGGCUAGGAGAACAGCUGGUGUGCUGGCAAGCAGGCACCACCCCUUGGAACAUUUUCCCAGUCAUCUCACUCUACCUAAUGGGUGAGGUCACCAAUCAGUCCUUCCGCAUCACCAUCCUUCCACAGCAAUACUUGCGGCCAGUGGAAGAUGUGGCCACGUCCCAAGAUGACUGUUACAAGUUUGCCAUCUCACAGUCGUCCACAGGCACUGUCAUGGGAGCUGUUAUCAUGGAGGGCUUCUACGUUGUCUUUGACCGCGCCCGGAAACGAAUUGGCUUUGCUGUCAGUGCUUGCCAUGUGCACGAUGAGUUCAGGACGGCAGCGGUGGAAGGUCCUUUUGUCACCCCGGACAUGGAAGACUGUGGCUACAACAUUCCACAGACAGAUGAAUCCACCCUCAUGACCAUAGCCUAUGUCAUGGCCGCCAUCUGCGCCCUCUUCAUGCUGCCACUCUGCCUCAUGGUGUGUCAGUGGCGCUGCCUCCGCUGCCUGCGCCAUCAGCACGAUGACUUUGCUGAUGACAUCUCCCUGCUGAAGUGAGGAGGCCCAAGGGCAGAAGAUGGAGAUUCCCUGGACCACAUUUGGGUGGUUCCCUCUGGUCAUAAGUAGGAGACACAGGUGGCAUCUGUGGCCAGAGUACCUCAGGACCCUUACUCACCCACCAAAUGCCUCUGCCUUGACAGAAAAGGAAAAGAUGGCAAGGUGGGUUAUAGGGAUUGCACCUGUAGAAACAGGAGAGGGAAGAAGCACUUUGGUGGUGGGAAUGCUCUUGGUCACCUCAAACUUAAGAUGGGAAACUCUGCUGCUUGAAACUUCAGCCCUGAACCUUUGCCCACCAUUCCUUCAAAUUCUCCAACCCAAAGUAUUCUUAUUUUCAUAGUUCUAGAAGUACUGGCAUCACCCCCAGCUUACCCUGGUGUGUGUCCCUGUGGUACCAUGGUAGAGAAGGGGCCAAUCUUGUUUCCCUGCUGACCAAAGUUAGUGGGAGAGGAUGCAGUUUGCUAUUUGCUUUAGAGAUAGGGACUGUAUAAAUACGCUUAACAUUGGUGCAGAUUCCCUUUUGAAUUAGACAAAAAAUAAUUAUACUGAACUUAUGUACAAAUGGGAGCGGUUAGAAAUAGGAGAAGAAAUACAAAGAUGGGGAUAGUGAGAUCAAAGCUAGGAAAGGCAGAAACACAACCACUCCCAGUCCCAGUUUUAGACCUCAUCUCCAAGACAGAAUCCCAGCUCAUAAGAUGGGUAUUGUUGCCCAGUAUUUUCUUUUCUGUGGUUGCAGCCUGACCAAAAGUAAGAUGGGAAGAAGGGCUCAUCUAGCCAAAGAGCUCUUUUUUAGCUCUCAUAAGUGAAAAGUGCCCACUAAGAAGUUCCACUUAACAUAAUUUCUAUCUUAUUAACUCCACUUGUCUCUACCUGAACUCUUAAUUCUGCAUAUGAUAGGCAGUGCUGAAAUAUCCUAACCCUUAAGCUCCAGGUGCCCUAUGGGAGAGCAGCUGGAAUAUAAGCAGGGCUGGGCUCUGUCUUCCUGGUCACAGGUUCACUCCUUCCCCCAAAUUCCUAUUUUUCUGGAGCUUUGCAGCUGAGGUGCUAAAAGGAAUAGCUAGGAUACCUCUCCUACUUAAUCCUUCAAAGCAGAAUCCUGACGAUUAAUUCAGCAGCUAUAGGGCUGAUGCCCUAUACCUCUGCCUGGAUUUCUUCCUGUUCGGCCGUAAGAAGUGGUAAGAUCUUCAUGUAAUACAGAGCAGUUUCAUUGCCUUCUCACCUUCUCUAAGGGCCCCUCCAUUUAUUUAAGGCAUCACAGUGACACUAGUAUUAUAUACCGAGAGUGUCUGAAAUGCAAGACUGUCUGGGUCUAACAUCAUUGCCUUCAGUAUCAAGGUUGCCUGAAGAAAGGAUGGCAGCCUCAGGGCUUCCUUAUUUCCUUCACAAGAGCCCCUUGAUGAAGGCCAUCUUUUCCCCCAUCCUGCUCUCUACUCCCCAUUCCUAAUAGUACAUGGGUACCCAGGCUGGUUCUUGGGCUAGGCAGUGGGGAUUGAAUUCAUUACCUCCUUAUCAGUUCUAACACAGUAGACUAUGAUAUCAGUGUUAGUGGGAAGAGCUGAAUUUUCCUGGUAUACCCACUACAUUCUAUUCCUCUCUGGUCAACACAUACCACUUCCAGGUAUGGGACCUGCCAAGUGUGGAAUUACCUGGUGAGGGAGAGGGAAAUAUAAGGAGGCCUCUGGAGUUCCUGGCCUCAGCCAGCUGCCCACAAGCCAUAAUCCAAUAAAACAAGAAUACUGAGUCACGGUUUUUUAUCUGGGUUCUCUUCAUUCCUGCUGCACUUGGUGCUGCUUUGGCUGACUGGGAACACCCCCAUAACAACAAGGACUGGCAGGAAGACUAGAGACUGUUCACUUCCAGCUCAGAUCUUACUGUGUAAAUAAACUUCCAGAAUUGCUA
Molecule: messenger RNA, 3874 nt
Organism: Carlito syrichta (Philippine tarsier)
Lineage: Eukaryota; Metazoa; Chordata; Mammalia; Primates; Tarsiidae
Gene: BACE1
Product: beta-secretase 1
Exons: 9
Coding region: 470-1975 (501 amino acids)
Biological process (GO): amyloid-beta metabolic process; membrane protein ectodomain proteolysis
Cellular component (GO): endosome; trans-Golgi network; membrane
Molecular function (GO): aspartic-type endopeptidase activity
Source: RefSeq, a predicted model, not a curated record